This is a messenger RNA of Plasmodium gaboni, 390 nucleotides long. RefSeq lists its product as hypothetical. The record is from RefSeq and is a predicted model, not a curated record. The transcript has a single exon. NCBI's taxonomy places the organism in Eukaryota, Apicomplexa, Aconoidasida, Haemosporida, Plasmodiidae. Bases 1 to 390 code for a protein of 129 amino acids.
AUGUUUGAUAAUAAUAAUAUGAGUAAAGAGCUAAAACAAUUGGAGGAAGAAAAAAAAAAUGUGGAAGGAAAUAAUUUAAAUUUAUUGUUAGGUGAUUUAAAAAUGAUGACAGCUUAUGAAAUGUCAUCUGAAUGGAAAGAUACAAAUAUGAUGAAUGAAUGUUUUAAUAAUUUCUCUUGGUUUGAUUCAAGAAUAUUAAGAAAUAUGCAGAAUUAUUUGAAUGCUGAUGAUGUAGAAAAAUCAAAAAUUGACUAUGCCUAUAAUACAUUAUUUCCAAAACCUAUUGAUAUAAAAGAUACUAAAUUAAAUAUGAUGGCUCUAUGGAUUAAAUCAAGGAUUCAUUACAAUAAUACAUUUUUCCCAUUACAAUUAUCACCCUAUGAUGUUUAA